Drosophila subpulchrella is the source of this 1918-nucleotide messenger RNA. It is a transcript of the gene Snx21, whose product is annotated as sorting nexin-20. Bases 194 to 1180 code for a protein of 328 amino acids. Gene Ontology annotation, biological process: protein transport. Gene Ontology annotation, cellular component: early endosome membrane. The transcript has 4 exons. NCBI's taxonomy places the organism in Eukaryota, Metazoa, Arthropoda, Insecta, Diptera, Drosophilidae. Gene Ontology annotation, molecular function: phosphatidylinositol phosphate binding. The record is from RefSeq and is a predicted model, not a curated record.
CUAAACAAAGGCCUCCAUUCCACUUGCAAUAUUUUUGUUUGGGGCGGGAUUAGUCACUGUAAAUUGACUCAACUCGGCCGCACUAUGCAAACGGCAUAAUCCGCCGUAAACCAGAAGCGAAUUGCAAGUGCCCAGCAGCAGAUCGAAAACAGAAGCCCAGCGGAAGAACACAAAGAGUUUUAAGAGACCCCAUAUGCCCAUUCACGCCGUGAUGGCCAAGCGCCUGCUGCCCCACCAACCGUCCUACGAGGGGGAUGCACCUGGUCCGGAUGAGCUGGACAGUCCAGCCAUCGAGGCGGCGGCCCUCGACAUUCCCGCACCGGAGUCUGAUAAGGCGCUCCAAAAGGGUGUCUGGGAGCGACCCACAACGAGUGCCGAGUACAAGCCGCCCACCGAUGGGAGCACAGUGCUCCGAUUUGACAUCCUGCUGGCCCACAUCAUGCCUCCCGAUGGCGAGGAUGUGAAGAUCAAGCGCUUUGUGGUGUACGAGCUCACUGUGCGGCAGGAUGGCGCCACGGAGGACACUCAGCCGGCAAAAAUCGAACGUCGCUACACCGAUUUUCGGGAGCUUUAUCUGGGCCUGAAGCGUCUGUACCCCGUGGAGUUGGCCAACAAGUACUUCCCAGCCAAGGUACUGAUGGGUAACUUUAAAUCCGAACUGAUUGGCGAACGGAGCGCUGCCUUCGAGGCGUUCCUCACAUAUGUGGUUAGUCAGACGAAGCUCCGUGACUCGGAGGACUUUCUGCGCUUCCUGCAGCACGAUGAACUGACCAGGGCGUGCCAGUUUUUGGAUGAGCGGCGCAACGAGAUGGCCAUACCCAUUCUGGAGAACUGUUUCCGUUUGCUAAACAAGAUAUACAUGAAUCGAUCGCGACCGGUGCUCUUGAUACUCUGUCGCCUGGUGGCGGCCUGCACCUCCUCGCCAGUGCCUCAUCAUGCAGCCGAGAGGUGGGCUCUAUUGGCACUAAGUCGCUUUGAGACGCUGUGCGACAUUGAUCUGCUGCCUCUCUACAUUCCCCUGCUCCACACCUGUGCCCACUUGUGGUGGCAGCGCGGCCAGGACCAAAAGCCCAUAACCGAUCGACUGACUGACAUGUCCAAGCAGGGCAUCAACACUGCGAACACCGAGAACCUCAUGCAGGCUAUUCACAAGAUCGAUCCACGCACCGAAACCAUUUGAAUCGAAAUCUCCACCAGAGUUAUCAUACAUUUUGUUCAGUAGUUUUUAGCCGUCAAGCGUAAAGUGCAAUUAGAGAACAUGUGCAAUUAGUAUUAAGGUGAAAGGAGUAUUUAUCAACCUUAAAGGUAUCGGCAAUUUUUAACAAUGCUGUUCGCCAAAGUAGAUCGUUUAGGAAUUUUCAGUCACAAAAAAAACAAAUUUACACCCUUUUUUCUUACAAAUAUGUUUUUCUGUUCAAUGUUUAAUUUUAUUUUUCAAUCCACGGUCUUUAAAAUUAAAUUGUUAAAUAUUUUUUUGUUUGUAAAUUCUUAAUCUCAAAAUAAUUAACAUAAAAUAUGCUCAUGUCUACAUUAUUUAUACAUGUAAUAUUGCGACUAUUCUAAAAUCUGUAUCCGUUAUGUCCUACUUUGGUAACUUUAGGGUUAGUUUAAGCGUGUUUAUGUUUCAUAUUACGUAUUGUUUGAUUUUGUUUGUUCGUCUCUGUAGUUUUUAGUACAAACUUUGUACCCAGUGGGAGUUGUGGUUAAACAAUAAACUAUUUCCCCGCCCAAAGUGAAUCACACACGUAGUAUCGAGAGUCCGUGACGCACAGUCUGCAAAUCCAAGAUUGGAACUCCAUAUCAGCCUGAAAAAAUAUUAGACAAAUCGAACACAGCUCCCAGAGUUAUUUAUUCUUACAGCCCAAUGCCUUGUGAUUGCUUUUUUCAAUGAAUAAAUAUUAUACUCAAUUGUUUUCCA